AUGGCUGACGGUGGCUCUCUUCAUAAUGUGCCGCUUGUAUUAGACAAUGGCAGUGGUAACAUACGAGCUGGCUUCGCAGGUGCAGAUCAGCCUCAAGUCUAUUUUCCCGCAUACGUCGGUCGACCUAAACAUGUGAGAGCCCUUGCUGGAGCACUAGAAGGCGACACCUUUAUUGGUUCACGAGCACAAGAGCUGAGGGGUUUACUGAAGAUACGAUAUCCUUUAGAACAUGGAAUUGUUACAGAUUGGGAUGACAUGGAAAGAAUAUGGUCCUACGUUUACGAACACGAAUUGAGGACCCUACCUGAAGAGCAUCCUGUCCUCCUUACCGAACCGCCCCUGAAUCCUCGAGCCAACCGCGAUACCGCUGCCCAAAUCCUGUUCGAGACCUUCAACGUUCCAGCUGUAUUUAUGUCCAUCCAAGCUGUGUUGAGCUUGUACGCCAGCGGACGAACAACAGGAGUCGUCCUGGAUUGUGGUGAUGGUGUUAGUCAUGCUGUGCCUGUCUACGAGGGUUUUGCAAUCCCGAGUAGCAUUCGCAGAAUCGAUGUAGCUGGUCGUGAUGUAACAGAGAACAUGCAACUGCAGUUGAGGAAGGCUGGCCAUGUGUUCCAUACAAGUGCAGAAAAGGAAAUUGUUCGCAUCAUGAAAGAGAAGACAGCCUAUGUUGCUCUAGAUCCACGCAAGGAAGAGAGAGACCUCGAACAAGGAACGUGGAAGGUUGAGAAGAAGGACAUUGAAUAUGUGCUACCUGAUGGACAUCGCAUCAAGCUAGGUCCUGAACGUUUCAGAGCUUCUGAAAUCUUGUUCGAGCCCGAAUUGGUUGGUCUCGAAUAUCAAGGUGUACAUCAGAUGGUCGUGGAUGCCAUCACAAGAACUGACCUAGACCUUCGCAAGAAUCUGUAUGGCAGCAUUGUCCUCAGUGGGGGUACCACUCUGACCAAGGGCUUUGGUGACCGCCUGCUUCACGAGAUUCAGAGACUUGCGGUCAAAGACAUGAAAAUAAAGAUAUUUGCUCCUCCAGAACGGAAGUACAGCACUUGGAUUGGUGGAAGCAUUCUGGCUGGGUUAAGCACUUUUCGAAGAAUGUGGGUUAGCGUCAGUGACUGGCAUGAAAACCCGGACAUACUCCACACGAAAUUCACCUGA
Molecule: messenger RNA, 1149 nt
Organism: Lithohypha guttulata
Lineage: Eukaryota; Fungi; Ascomycota; Eurotiomycetes; Chaetothyriales; Trichomeriaceae
Gene: ARP1
Product: Centractin
Exons: 2
Coding region: 1-1149 (382 amino acids)
Source: RefSeq, a predicted model, not a curated record